CACUUCGUUGCAUGAGCGGGUCGUGUGCAUUGCAAUGUUGGACUAGGUCAGGACGUUUCUGAUGAUCGAGAGAGCUCAGUGUAGAUUACCGGCUACCUCAGGUCAUGGUGGGAUUUUCCGCGGGAUGAGAGCCACCAGGGGCCGCGCGCACUGGGGAUAUCCAGGGCGCCGGUAGUACGCACUGACUGGGAGCUGCGGUGGGUGGCAGGCGGACGGGCUCACAGCGGGGUCGGUCCCCUCCUGAUGACAAAGCGGGUGACCCGGCCGAUGAAUACCUCGGGAGGAGCUUUUGACUGAGAGACAAGAUGUUCGCGGCGUUUUUCCCCGUAAAGAAACUGCGGCGCAAUCGCAAAUAUCUUCUGUUCGGGGCGAUUCUUCUGGUCGGAGUUGUGGCCGUCUACCAUGAGAUGGUUGCUGCAAACACAUGGAGCAAUGAUACCAGUAUGAAUUCUGACGGCAGCAGCAGGAGGAGACCCAUGUUUGAUGAAAGGGUCAAAAGGGACCAUCAACCAGACUCUGUGGAAGAUUCAGCCGCUUGGAGGUCCAGCUACACUCCACAAACCUGGAAACCAGAGUAUAAGGGACAGGCCAAUCUGCACGUUUUUGAGGACUGGUGUGGCAGUUCUACAGCUGACCUCUGCAAGAACCUGCACUAUCCGCUGUAUCCUCAUUCCAGGACUACAGUGCAGAAGCUGGCCGUCUCUCCUCAGUGGACCAACUAUGGGCUCAGGAUAUUUGGUUAUCUACAUCCAUAUACUGACGGAGAGUUUGUGUUUGCUUUAAGUUCUGAUGACAACUCUGAGUUGUGGCUCAGCACAGAUGACUCUCCCUUUAACUUGCAGUCAUUGACAUGGGUUGGAAAGACGGGCACAGAAUGGACAGCCCCGGGAGAGUUUAAAAAGUAUGCCAGUCAGACCUCCAAACCAGUUUGGCUGUCUGCUCAACGGAGGUACUUUUUUGAAGUCAUCCACAAGCAAAACGACAGAGGGACUGACCACGUGGAGGUGGCAUGGCAGCUCCUGGACCAAGGCUCUCGGUUCAAGGUUAUUGAAUCCAAUCACAUCUCCCUCUAUGUUAAUGAAUCUGCCUUGUUAAUGAGUGAAGUAGCCCACAUACCACAGACUGCUGCAAGCCACCCGCACACCCCAACAAAACAGCAGAAUGCCGCAGCAGACAUGCUGAGGAAAGACCCGCGAGACACUCUCUACCAAGUGCCUUUGAUAAACAACAAGUUCCUACAAGGUGUCCUGCCUGACUGCUCGUAUAAACCCAGCUACUUAAUAAAAGACUUUCCUCUCCUCCGCUACCAAGGACUGCAGUUUGUCCACAUGUCCUACAUCUACCCCAAUGACUACACCCGACUUACACACAUGGAGACAGAGAACAGCUGCUUCUACCCCGAAAGCCCUUACUACAUGAAGAUGUUCGGUUUCUCUAGAUACAUGAGGCUAGACCGUCCUGAUAUGCAGGAAACAGGAAACACAGGACAAGAUUUUGGUUUCCAGAGGAGAAAAUCAGUGCUAGUAGAGAAGGAUGAGUUUGACAAUGAAGCCUAUCAAAGAGAAAAGGAGGCAAGGCCGAACAAGGUGGAUAACGCACUUUUUCCAGACUAUGGUGAUGAUUAUGAUGAUUAUGCUAAGAGACGAAAGCGCAAACUCUUCUCUUUAGACAUGCAAGACACUAACAACAUGCUGAAGAACACCUCUGACACAAGACUGCACAUAGAUGAGUUGCAGAAGAAGCAAGGGAAAUACAGUUUUCCACAGCCAAAACCACAGAAACCAGCUGAGCCUCUCCAAUCAACACAAGCCUCAAAACAGAACCGGACAGAGCUAAAGCUACAGGGUGGGGUUAAAAAAGCAGCACAGAUAAAACCAAAAGCGAAAUUAAGACUGGCAAAGAGACUGAAGCCCAAAUCAGUAGAGGCCACUGGGAGACCAGGACAGACAAAUCUACUGAUACCAGGAUAUAGACAGCAGCUUAAAGCAAAGGCACAACCAGCAGUCCCGUCAGAGCAACUCAAUUUCAAACCGCAUCAGAUCCAGAGGUCACGUAAAAUGAACAAUACCCAAAAACAGAGUCGCAAAGACUCAAAGCUUCAUCCCUUAGAGAGGGAUGCUCCUCUGCCUGAAAAAGACACAGUGACCAAGCAGCAGAAGUUUAUAAUCAGACAAAUUGAUCUCCAGCCAGCUGCCAACAAGCGUUUUACCACCACUACCAAGAGAGACAUGGACCGCCCUGUAGUAAGGCUAAAUCAGAGGGACACAGAUACCAGAAGAUCCAUCAGGGAUAAGGAUAUAGAGAUGAAAACGCUUCAACAGGAUCGAGAAAAUAGAAUCUACAGAGCAAAGAUGAUCGCUAAAGGUAAAAUGGACAAAGAGCAGUCAGUUACGAAAGAAGUGGAGGACAAAGGAGGGGAGGAAGACGAGGUUCCUAACAGGUCUGUGAUCCGGAGAGACUCUCUGUUGGGCCAAGAGGGAGACUUUGAAGGUGCGGCUGAUGAGGACAUUACCCCUGAGCCGGUGUUUGACACUGAGGUCAACUGGAGCCAGACCUUCCAGAUCAGCCACCUGGACCUUCAGGCACAGCGUUCAGAUUGGAUCGACCUGCACUGCAACAUCUCAGGCAACGUGCUUCUCCACUCCAGUGAGGUUCUGUCCAUGGUUGAGGCUUUCAUGAACCAACUCAACAAAAAGCACCAUGGGCAGUUCACGUUGGUGCGUGUGGUUAACGUGGUGAAGCGCAUGGAUGAGGUCCAGGGCAGCCGCUACCUUGUGGAGCUGGAGCUGAAAGAUAAGAACAGCCAGGUGCUGCGCCUGUCGUACUACAUCUACAGUCUGAUUCGCCACAGCAGGCAACGCAAGAACUUCAGUUACCAACGACCGGAACCUCAGCUGGUGCUUUGUAACCCGGUGGGCUUCCGCUGGAAUCCAGAAGCCACCGUUCACUUCAUAGUACCGGUGAAAAACCAGGCUCGGUGGGUGCAGCAAUUGAUUGCAGACAUGGAACAACUGUUCAGAGAAACCAGAGACCCCAACUUCAAUCUCAUCAUCGCUGACUACAACAGCACUGACAUCGACGUGAGGAAGGCUCUCCAGAAAUCCUCACUCCCGAGGUACCAGUAUGUGAAGCUAGACGGAAACUUUGAGCGCUCUGCUGGUCUGCAAGCGGGUAUCAACCUUAUAAAUGAUGACCACAGCAUUGUGUUUCUUUGUGACCUCCACAUUCACUUCCCUCCCUCCAUCAUCGACACUAUCAGGAAGCACUGUGUGGAGGGACACAUGGCCUUUACUCCAAUAGUGUUGAGACUGGACUGCGGGGCUACGCCAUUAGAUGCCAGAGGUUACUGGGAGGUCAAUGGCUUUGGCCUGCUGGGGAUCUAUAAGUCAGAUCUUAAAGCAGUGGGAGGAAUGAACACUAAGGAAUUCAAAGAAAACUGGGGAGGAGAAGACUGGGAGCUCCUCGACAGGAUUCUCCAGGCAGGACUGGAAGUGGAGAGGAUCUACUUGAGGAACUUCUUCCACCACUAUCACUCCAAACGUGGCAUGUGGAACCGGCGGGUGUCGCCUAGGCACAGUUGACCUUGUCACCUGCUUACUGCAUCAUAACCACAGUCGCCACGGUUAUAAACCACGGCGACUGGAGCACUUUAAGGCCAGAGCCUGAUACCUGCUAAAUAACCAUAAUACCUGCUGACCGACAGAGAGGGUGACAAAGGAUUGGAUAUUGUCUUCAUUAAUUUUAGAUCUGUGGGAAAAAGCGACUUGGCAGCAGUGACGAUCGUUGCUAAAGAGAUACUACUGAUAUGCUCAGAGUUUAUUACACUGGAUGUAGUGUUGACUACUGCGAGGGUACUGGUCGAUGAGUGCCAUUGACUAUGCAAUAUUACAAAUGAAGAUACAGCUGUGCACCAUGUCACCUGACGCAAUGAUGAUCUGCACUACUGGCUGCAAGGAACUGACCUGAUCCGAAGACAAAGCGUGAAUUAAAUGACGGUGCACAGUCGAAGGAUGUAUACACACAAGUGUUCGAAAUAAUCAAAAUCUUGCACAUGAGUCUUAACUGGAGAAAAAUGUGUUUGUUUUGUUUGUAACAAAAAGAAAUAUAUGUGUUUCACAGCAGAUUGUGUAUAUGGUAAACACAGCCUUAUUUUGUAAAUUAUGGGAAACUUUAUAUAUUUGAUCAAUGUUUGUAGCAUUUUCUUUUUCAUUUGAGUUUAAAGUCAUUAUAAGUGCAUCUCAGUUUACCUGUUGAGUGCCAUCCCUAUUUAUUUUAUUAUAUGUUCAAUGUGCCUUCUUUUGUGACGGUUAUUCGGGUUCUGGGGCCACAUCGUGCUGUUUUCAGGAAAAGCCUUAAACUGGAAAAAAUAAUGAAAUAUUUAAGUGAUAUUUGUGAUUGCCAUCAUUUAGUUUUGUCAAAGAAGGACAGUCGAUUAUAUUUCAACAGAUAUGUUUGUGUUUCGGUUGCCCAAUGCAUCAGUUUUGUCAUGAAUCAAUAAUCAAAUAUCAGAGAACUGAAACAAUGCAUUAUUGUGAGAAUGUCUACCUAUUCUCCCAACUCUUCCAAUUACCAAAGAUAAUAGUCUGAAGUUGAGUAGAAUUACCUCUACCUUUUUCAUAUUGUGUGAAAAAAAGAAAAGCAGGGUUUGUUUUUUGAUAUGACGGGCUAUUGAAAAUAUCUGUAAAUAUAGCAUGAAGGUCCUCUUUUCUCACAAACUAGUCUUACUGUAAUGUACAUUGUUUUCACUGUAGACACAGUAAAAACCGAUAGGAAGUGUAGUGGGUGAAAAAUGAUCUUUGUUUUGUGUCACAUUGUUUUAUUGUUAUUUAAGACAAAACUAAUGGCAGCAUUUUUCCUGAUUUUUCACAUUCCGGUUUAACAAACAUGUGCCUUUUUAGUCUUUUACAUUUAAUUCGUGUUGAACUGUUUUGCUUGUUUUUUAGGGCAAUAAAAACAACACAAUUCUGGUCUAA
Molecule: messenger RNA, 4973 nt
Organism: Cottoperca gobio
Lineage: Eukaryota; Metazoa; Chordata; Actinopteri; Perciformes; Bovichtidae
Gene: b4galnt3b
Product: beta-1,4-N-acetyl-galactosaminyl transferase 3b
Exons: 20
Coding region: 306-3581 (1091 amino acids)
Cellular component (GO): Golgi cisterna membrane
Molecular function (GO): acetylgalactosaminyltransferase activity
Source: RefSeq, a predicted model, not a curated record